GAAAUCGUGUUACAUAACAAAUAGUAACAAAUGAGAUUGUGUUAUAUUACAAAUAGUUACAAAUGAGAUCGUGUUAUAUUACAAAUAGUAACAAAUGAGAUCGUGUUAUAUUACAAACAGUAACAGAUGAGAUCGUGUUAUAUUAUAAAAAGUAACAAAUGACUUUUGUUUCAGCGUUGGCAGACGCAUGUUCCGUCGACUGGCACCGAUACCAAAGUGAUUGUUACCUUUUCAUAAACGUCACGGAUAAUUGGGCCAACGCCAAGGAGAGUUGCAAACAACAAAAAGCCCAUCUGGUGAGGAUUGACGACGCUGGUAUAGAUAACUUUCUAAGGACGACAAUGAAAACUAAAGGUAUGUAUUUGAUAUGGACUGGUGCCAAUGACAUUGAUACGGAAGGCGUCUAUGUGUGGGAGGACAAUGGCGCUCGUGUGAACUACAGUGAUUGGGGAGAAAAUAGCCCCACCAAUCGCACUGCUGAUCAGGAUUGCGUGAUCUUUGCAGUUCGAAGGGCUUGGAUGGACAAGAAAUGUACUAAGUACUAUAAGUAUGCCUGUCAGAAAACCAACCAGACGAUUGAUGACCGUAACGCUGACGACCAGGUUUCUGUAACAGCGUCUGGCGUCCAGCAGACUACCACUUCAGAUGAUGCGGAGCAAACAGCUAGGUCAGGUGACUCGGAACAAACUACUAGCCCAGAUGACGCGGAACAAACAACUAGGUCAGGUGAUGCGGAACAAACUACUAGCUCAACUGAGUCACCAACCCUCCGUUGUUUUUGUUGUAGUAGGAACAACGUUACACAACUCACGGGCGAAAAGAAACAACAAAUUAUCUCUGAGUUGAAAAAAGAACUAUUUGUUGUUAAAGCAAAUACAUCUGCCAGUCGCCGUAAACUCAUCAGUGUGAAUGACUCACGGCCCAGCAGUGUCGCUAUUGGAAGUCUCGGGUGUUUCUUACUCGUUCUGGUCCUAGGAUUCAUCGUUGUACCUGAUUUGAUUGACCUCGAUCAGCGGAAAGGAGAACAAGCAAACGAAUGAUUUAAGUGCAAGUACUGUUAUGCCGGUUGGCCUAUUAUCCAAGAAAUUUGUAUGAUCAUGUCUUGUACGUGUAGUUAGAAAGUGACAGUAUUAUUGUUCCAUUAUUGAAUAAUUUGAUAUUGUUAUAUUUUAUGAGGUUGUGUCAUCCUAUACGUAUGCUAUUUUAAAUCAUAAUGUGAGAUGUUGGUGAAGUGUGUAUUACCAAGAUUUGUAUGCUGAAAGCUUACAUAGUCCGAUAUGAACACCGAAAUCUGUACUCUUAUUGUUACGGGUAUUUCGUCUGUAAAUUAUCUCAUAUUGUUAUAUUUCAUCAAUUCGUCUCAUGAUACAAGUAUUCCAUCCAAAAAAGAUCGUAGUAUUAUGUUGUAAGUCUGUAAAUCAAGGAUAUAAGUGUUGUUGCUCCCAACUGUAUCAUGGUAUGAGCAGACGACAAGUCCACCACCAGGUGUAAUCUGUAUUUUUACGGGAAACACACGUUCAUACUCAAAACGAUUGUUCAGCGUGGUGAGAUAACAUCAUACCUGUCAUGUGUAUUCCAUUUAAUCAUACUGUCGGAACUUUUAUAGUCCAUUAGAGCCGAAAGUUUGUCUCAGACAUAGCGUUCAUCUUCUACGGCAGCCAUAUUAGUUUAUCUUUUCGGUAACACUCGGGAGUCAUCUUCAUAGUUUUUAUUCGGAUCUCUCGGAUUUUAUUCACUAAGUAAAUUUAACGUGGGAGAUAUCUCGUAUAAGUAAUUUCAAGCAAUAUGAUUGGCCAGCACUUUCUAUAAAAAGAAAAGUAAUAGGAGGUCAUUAUGAGAUUAGUAGGAGUAAGGGAGACAUGUACUAGGAGAAAUAUGCUAGGAGCAAUUUAGGAGAAAUUGUACUAGGUGCAAUUUAGGAGAAAUAUACUCGGUGCAAUUUAGGAGAAAUAUACUAGGUGCAAUUUAGGAGAAA
Messenger RNA from Mizuhopecten yessoensis (Yesso scallop), 1975 nucleotides. RefSeq names its product sperm receptor for egg jelly-like. The coding region runs from base 159 to 1040 and encodes 293 amino acids. NCBI's taxonomy places the organism in Eukaryota, Metazoa, Mollusca, Bivalvia, Pectinida, Pectinidae. The transcript is spliced from 6 exons. The record is from RefSeq and is a predicted model, not a curated record.